CUAAAGUACUUAACAAUGGUGCAAACCAUUGAGGGAUAUUAGAGAUUUUGACAUUUUAAACAAUGUUGACCAAAAAAUUAUGAUAGAUAUCACAAAAACAGCUUAAGCUAACUUUUUUUCUUUCUUUGGUGUUGCUUUGUUUAGUGGUGGAGUCCUUUAAUUUUCACUUUGGAACAAUCACAAAGAAAAUGACAUGUCCCAAAGAACAAGCUCUUCUUAAACUCUUCAACAAUGUCUCAACCUCUUUCCAGCUUCUCUUCCUACUUCUCUUUUCCAUUGCCAUUUUUCUUGUCACAUUCUUAACCUUCACUGGUAGAUUCCCCUUAAUCCAAAGAGAUCAACAAUAUGAAUAUGUGUAUUCUGAUGAAGACGAAGAAGAUGAAGAAACUCGAGAAGAGUAUUCUUGUGUUCAUUUUUCUGACAAGGAAGAGCGUCAAAGGACUCAUUCGUCUAAUUCUGAAGAAUUCAUUAGUCCGCGAGAGAGUUUUGUUGAAGACGAGUCUGAAGAAAAUGAAUGUUCUAAAACAUUGUCUACUCAUAACUCGCCGCAAGUUUCUGAUUUUGAAAAUGAAGAUGUAGAAGCAUUUCGAGAAGACUUACGAUCAAGAGAUGUUGCUGAUUCUGUUCAAAAUUAUGCUCAAUUUGAAAACAGCCCCACCUCUUCUAUGAUCAACUUGAACCUAUACAAAAGUAACAAAAACUACAAAGAUGAUCAAGUUGGUCUUGGAAUAAUUAAAAACAAAAAGGUGCAAGAAACAAGCCUCACAAGGGAUGAGAGAUUCUUUGUUUAUGCUUCUAAACAAUUGAACAGUAAGAAGUUGAUUGUUGAUGAAGAGAAAGACGACGACGACGAUGAAUCUACUUGCUCCUCUUCUGAAUGUAGAAGCUCCAUUCAUUACAGGGAUUCAGUAACUGAAGAUGAAUUUUCUACAUCAUCUAGAAGAAGUUGCCCCAAAUGGGAAUCAUAUACUUUGUUCCAAAGAUAUGAUGAAGAAAAUGCAUUCUUAGACAGAAUUAAUUCACAAAACAAACUUCAUGAAACUGAGUCAUUAAGAUCAAUCCAAAUGUCUCCAAGAUCAAUAUCAGAGCGAAUUGCGAGCAAGUUUUCAAAUAUAAACAAAAAACCAACUGAUGUAGGUCACAAUCCAUAUAGUGAGCUAGAGGCUGCAUAUGUUGCACAAAUUUGCUUAACAUGGGAAGCACUUAGUUGGAACUACUUAAAUUUUCGUUCCAAACAUGCGCCACAAUCGCGCUACGAUCUUGAUAUCGGUUGUCCUGCCACCAUUGCACAACUAUUCCAGCAGUUUCAGGUUUUGUUGCAGAGAUAUAUAGAGAAUGAGCCUUAUGAGCAUGGCAGGAGACCUGAAAUCUAUGCUAGAAUGAGGCUUUUAGCACCAAAGUUACUCCUAGUGCCGGAAUAUCACGAUUCAGAUGAAGAUCAGACGGAUAGUGAUUUUCACAGUAAGAUAUCCUCAGCUUCAUUCCUUAAGAUAAUGGAAGGUGGGAUCAGAACAUUCAUGAAAUUUUUGAAGACUGAUAAAGAAAAAUCAUGUCACAUCCUAACAUAUUACUUUAGGAGAAACAAAAGAAGCAUGGUUGAUCCAACACUACUCAAGCUAAUGAAGAAAGUAAAUCAAAAGAAAAGGAGGAAGGUAAAGGAUCUUGGUCAUUCAGGAAAAGGUUUGAGAAAGAGAAAGUUAAAGAUGGAAGAAGAGAUUGAAGUAUUAAUGGCACUAAUAGACUUAAAAGUGGUGUCAAGGGUUUUAAGAAUGAAAGAGUUAAGUGAAGAACAAUUGCAUUGGUGUGAAAGAAAGAUGAGCAAAGUGAGAGUUGUGGAAGGGAAACUUUGUAGAGAUUAUUCAACUCCACUUUUCUUCCCCUCACAUUGAUUCAACAAUCACUUGGAAUUAUUUGGUGACUGGAUUAUCAUGAAUGUGCAUGACUGCAAGAAUAUGAAUAUAUAACACUCAUCAAAUAACAAACAUUUGAUGCCUAAUAAGAUAAUUACAUAUGAAUGAAAGAUAAACGGACAUCAUUUGGUGCCUUAAUUAUGGUGAAACAAUAGAUAAACUAUGAUGAAUGUUUAUGUUAUUGAAGCAUUUUGGAAGUGAAAGAGCAAAGUCCAGAGCCAAACAAUGUGACAUUGAAGAUGCCAAGACUUAACUAGCUUGCUUACUUAGGAGAUUAUGUCAAAUUUGAGCUGAAUAAAGACAAGGAUGGACAAGAUGAAGCUGAAUAAAAUACACUCCAUCAAUGGAAAACUUGCAACUUUUUUUUAUUUUUUUUAAUUUCACUUGUAAAACUAAAUUUAUAGAAAUAUACUUUAUUAUGUAAUAAAAAAAAUAGACAAUAAUUUUUAGAAUGAUAUAGUAAAAUUGUUAAUAAUUUCUUGUCAAUUUUUUUAAUAAUUUAUAUAUGCACACUUUUAACCGAA
Molecule: messenger RNA, 2434 nt
Organism: Trifolium pratense (red clover)
Lineage: Eukaryota; Viridiplantae; Streptophyta; Magnoliopsida; Fabales; Fabaceae
Exons: 6
Coding region: 189-1889 (566 amino acids)
Source: RefSeq, a predicted model, not a curated record